AUGCCGAUGGAUUCUAACUUUGGGCGCUCGUUUCUCUUUCUUACCAACCUCGCGUGGAAGAUCCGUGUCGCCCUUCCCGCCCUGAUACUGGUCGGGUCGAUGGUUUUUGACUUUCGGUGGGAAAUUGAAAUUAACAUCCAUACUGAACGGAUCGCGCUGCCGGAUGGUGGCGCACGUCGGCAACGCGGCGGCGCUGGCGACGAGGUGGAUGGCGUCGGAGUGGCAAUUGACCACCUAAUGAUUGAGACAAGCGAUGAAGAAGAGUUCACGGAUGAAGAUUUCGAAGAAGGCGACGAUUAUUCGGACGAAAAUGACGAUGAUAUGAUGUUUGUCAUGGACGUAUGA
Molecule: messenger RNA, 345 nt
Organism: Anopheles cruzii
Lineage: Eukaryota; Metazoa; Arthropoda; Insecta; Diptera; Culicidae
Exons: 1
Coding region: 1-345 (114 amino acids)
Source: RefSeq, a predicted model, not a curated record